UAAUGUCACAUUUAUUGUCAUUGCUGAUAUUGGUAUUUUUUCAUAUUUGCAUGUAGCAUCGAUGCUAUUUUUUAUUUGAUAGUUUUUUUUCCGUUGCAAAAUUUUAAUCUAAAACCCUGCUGCUCAGCAGACAUUCACAAUAUGGGUAAGACAGCAAAGCCAGUUGAAGAACUGGGAAACAAAUAUGGAAAACCAGAUAUUGAAAGACUGGGCCUCUUCAGCGAAAUGCCUUUUAUGAACGGGAAAGGAUACGUAUCUCUAUUCGCAAAACCCAAAAGAGAUAUAGGCAGAAAUUUACUAGCGGGUGGCCCGAAAACGAAAACUGACUGGCAAGAUUGCUAUUUUGAUACGGAAUACAAACGACUUUUCACGGGAGAAGCCAUCAAAGGAAGGGGGAAAAAAUUGAAAGCUUCUCCAUUCAAAAAUGUAUCUGAACGCCCAUUUAUGCCACCAGCCAAUGCAAAAUUGCACAGCACUCCAGGAGAUUGGUAUGGUACCUUUGAAGGAAAACUAGAUGCUUUUAGCACCAAAAUGAAAGCUCGUGCUCCGUUUAAACACGAAGGACCCAACCCUCUUACCAGUCCGGGGAAGAAAGGUGGUUACGGAUAUGUUAAUAUCUGUCUAAAUCCCUAUCCAGAUCACAGUGUUGAAAAAUAUGGAGCAAAAGCCAAAUACAAGCAAUACGGACAAACACUGGACGGUCCCAUGGUGGUGGGAACUCAUCCAAAACCGUUCUUCGAACCCAACCCCUACAAAAAUCCUGAUAAUAUCAAACCAGGCCCCACGUAUGUGCCUCCAAAAGAGAAAAGCUUGCCUCCUUUACCACCUGGGAAAUUUAUUCCUACCGGACCGGGAAAAUUGCCAGGCGGAUGUAAAGCCGGAUGCUUCGAUAAGUAUCCAGAACACAAGGCCGAGAAAUACAAACCUUCUUCUGAAUCGAAGUCUAAAAAGUGGUUCCUUUCUGGAACGUUUCAGCCUCCAGCUUCCGGCGAGAGAAGCUACUACACGUGUUCAGUGAUUAACGAAAAUCUUCGAUUUAGAGUUAACGAAAAUAACUAUAAUGCCUAUCAGCCCAAUUUUAUCAAACACCUGAUGUGAGAAAAACAUUGAGAAAAAUGCCUUUCA
Dendroctonus ponderosae (mountain pine beetle) is the source of this 1125-nucleotide messenger RNA. Its product is annotated as UPF0602 protein C4orf47. The transcript is spliced from 5 exons. NCBI's taxonomy places the organism in Eukaryota, Metazoa, Arthropoda, Insecta, Coleoptera, Curculionidae. The coding region runs from base 142 to 1098 and encodes 318 amino acids. Gene Ontology annotation, cellular component: centrosome. The record is from RefSeq and is a predicted model, not a curated record.